Molecule: messenger RNA, 1241 nt
Organism: Phoenix dactylifera (date palm)
Lineage: Eukaryota; Viridiplantae; Streptophyta; Magnoliopsida; Arecales; Arecaceae
Source: RefSeq, a predicted model, not a curated record
CACACUUUCCAAAUACUUAUAGAAGGGCAAAAAAGAAACAAAAAAUAGCCUCUCUAGGUGAAGGUAGUAGGGCACUAGCAAUUAAAAAGGAGGAUUUGCCCACUCGGUCGAGUAAAUUAUUGGAGCCUAUCACUACUGCACUUAUGGAGCUCCGCAAGUCAAUUCCACUCGACAAAGAAACAUCACCCCCUAUAGAGCUUUUAGAAGAAACCACUAAAUUCAUUGAUGUUGAAAGAGUGGAGACGCCAAAGAGUAAACUGAAAAUGGCAAGGAAACAUACGUAUUACGGGAAGGGGGAAGGUGUGCUCCCUAUGUACCAUGAAGAAGCUAUUGAUUUCUUCCUUCAAGAAAAUCACAUGGAGCACACCAUUUGGGAGGAUGCAGAUACUUUGAAACCAUCAUGCAACGGUGAUGCUAUAGAGCAGCUCCUACAUGAUGGGCCACUACGCAGUGAUGUCGUCAACGUUUACUUUCGUGUCAUGGAGCUUUGGCAUCGAGAAAAGACUGAGUCUGUUGAUAACCCAUCUAUAUUCUUGCGCUGUGAAAUACAAGUUUUGAAUCACCCAAAAUUUUUUAAGACUCUCCUACAAAUUAUGUGUAUUCUGACAUAAUGAAUUUUGUAGGCUGCCGUGAAUCGACAUCUAUUGUGCAUUGGUGAGGUAACUGCUGAUGUUACGAAAAGUAUUUUACAGUCCUUGCAGCCUAGUAUUAUAAAAUGGUUAGGGGACAUAGAACUCUGUGAUCUCCAAAACUAUAGAUAUCUAUUCAUUCCAAUGAAUAUGGAAUGGCAUUGGUAUUUACUUGUUUUGGACUUGAAGCAGCAGUGUUUUCAAUGCUACAAUUCUAUGUGGAGCUUCAAUGAUGCAAACUAUAAUAUUAAAUUUGCAUCAUUUCUGCGAUUUUGGCUAAGCGACCGCGUAGGAUACCAUAUCCCGGAAACUAUCAUUCAUGAAAUUCGAGAGUGUCCACAGCAAAUGCCGGAUACUCUCGACUGUGGGGUAUACUUGCUCAUGUAUGCGGAGGAACUGACACGGGGCACUUCGAGACCAUUGCUGGAACAGUUCAAGGAUCCCUCUUUAUAUAGAAGCUGGGUUGCAGGCAAUAUUUUGUUGAAUGACCAUUGCAGUACAAAUGAUAGAUUCUGGAAUUGGUAUGAGAAGAUAUGUAGAAAGAGAGAUUAGAGCAGGCAACCUACUCCUACAUUUUCUUUUUUUGUGUAAUGUAACAAUGAGACAGUUAUG